AGAGAUAGUAUUGAUUGAGCAAUGGGAGCUCUGGCUACACUCGCCCCUUGGACUCCCGAAGAUGAUCUUUUGCUCAAAAACGCCGUUGAGGCUGGUGCUUCCUUAGAGUCACUCGCGAAAGGAGCAGUGCAGUUUUCUCGAAGAUAUGGUAUUAGAGAAAUACAAGAUCGAUGGUAUUCUCUCCUCUAUGAUCCUGUAAUUUCUGCUGAGGCUUCUGCUUGCAUGACGAACUUUGAGCUUUCUGCAUCGCCUCUUCCGUCGAGGUUAUUUAAGUUUGGACCUUUAAAAGAGAGUAAAGUUGUUUCUGUUAAGAGAAAAUCUGGAAGUGUUCGCGCUUUGUAUUAUGCUAUGCACAAAAGAAUCCGCAAUAGCUCAUUAGGUUCCAUGGAUAUAGGUUUUAUAGUUGAUCCGGAAAAUGGCAAUUAUAUAGUGAAUGGAAGUGAGCCUCUAUCUGAAAACUGCAUGCCAGAAGGUGAAACUUUGAAUCAUUUUUCAAAUCUGGAUCCUGCUCGGUAUGCUUUUUCUGAAAAUAUGAUGGAUGGUAAUGUUGCUUCUAAUGGAGUUACUGCUCAUGCAUAUAGCACUGGAGUUGACAAUCCAGUUGAAGAGAAUUUCCCUGUUGAGCAAAAUUGUAUACUUAAGGAAGAACCUCAAAUUCUUGGAGAUAAUAUGUCUUUGAAUGGAGUGGCUGAGGACUUGGGUGUUCCAAAAGAUUUGGGUAUAGAUGAGUGGAUUGGAGAUGAUAAUUUAGAGAAAAUGCCCUUGUCUGCAUUGGAUCAUAUCAACAAUGACCCUGGAAAUUUGUGUUCUGAGUUUGAUGACAACAAUGUAUUUGAUUCACCUGAGCUAGAGUGUGGAACAUCGUUUAACUUAUCUCCACUUCCUGAAAUGCCAAUCUGGAGAACAGAUGACAGCAUUCAAGAGUCUGAUAUUCCAUGUGAUGGUUUUAAAGACUCUAUUCCUUGUGGGGAGGCCUAUUUGGAAGAACUGUCCAAUUCUCUCUUCAACUUCAGUAGUGAGGAAGAACUCUUUCUGAUGGAUGUUGAUGGAAAAGAUGGGAUUGACAAGUCUUACUAUGAUGGUCUGAGUUCACUUCUACUAAAUACUCCGAAUGAUGCUAAUCAAGAUCAGAUACCUAAAACGGAUGAAAGAGAAUCUUUAAUGGCCUCUCAGGCACAUGCUACAGAUCUGCCAGCUUCAUGUCACGCAGAAGUAGAUGACAACCCAGGGUCAGGCUCUAGUGGUGUUCAACUAGAUCACAAAUUAGAAUUGCCCAAGCCAUCUUCUGCCUUGGGGAAAGACCCUCAAUUUCCCGAAUAUGUUAAUGGAAUUAUUUACUGUACAUUAAACACCGAGGACCCAGAAGUUCCAUCCAAUGAUGAUGUCUUCCUACCAUUUGAUGUGCCUCCUUCCAUAUUUCCCUCUUCAUCUAAUUCAACUUUUAAAGAAUCCACCAGUGAAAGAGGUAAAAUUUUGAUGCAUGUAGAAAAGAAAAACCUUGUAGAAUCUCAUGCAUCCCCUCAAAUGACGGGAUCUGCUCACUUCUCAGGACCUGUUGCUGGUUCUAAGGUAAACUGUGAUUUGCCUGCUAGUCAUACAUCACACACAGGGUCUAGGAGUGCAGUUACUGUUGUUGGUGGCUUGGGUGUAAAUAAUGCAGCAAACACAACCAAUGCUCUUCUGCAUUCAAAUCAAAAAGAAGAAGCUACCAAUGCUGACCUGGCAAAGCAUCUAAACAAUCGUGUGACAAAUCCUUUCAUUAAGAAAGCAGUUGUUGGUUCUAAUGACUUCAGAGAUCAUCCCCAAUCCAAUGGUUCUGGCAUGAAGAAGGACCAAGAUUUAGCCUUACCACUUCAAGACCACCAGUUGCCACAUGCUGAAGUGGGGUCCUUGGAUGUUCUUGGGUCAGAGCUGGUGGUAAAUCCCCAAACUUUAAAUGAGGAACAACAAUAUAUAGAGAGUGACGAUGAAAUUCCUUCUUAUUCUGAUGUAGAGGCAAUGGUACUUGAUAUGGACUUAGAUCCUGAUGAUCAUCAAGAUUUGUCUUAUAAUGAGGAAGUAUCAAAAUAUCAACAUGUGGAAAGUAAGCGAGCAAUCAUGAGGCUGGAACAGGGUGCCCAUUCUUGUAUUCAGAGAGCCAUUAAUUCACAUGGAGCAUUUGCCAUUUUAUAUGGUCGCCACUCGAAGCAUUAUAUUAGGAAACCCGAGGUUUUACUUGGACGAGCGACAGAAGGUGUUCCUGUGGAUAUUGACUUGGGCAAAGGAGGGUAUGGCAAUGCAAUAUCUCGACGUCAGGCAAUUAUAAAGAUGGAUAAAGAUGGAUCAUUCUACAUCAAAAACUUUGGCAAGAGUUCAAUCCUGGUAAAUAGCAAAGAAGUUCACACUGGUCAAUCUCAAAGAUUGCAUUCCAAUUAUCUGAUUGAGGUGAGAAGCAUGCCGUUGAUAUUUGAGAUAAAUCGAAGUCGAGUGAAGCAGUACCUGGAACAUAUUUCUGACAAUUCACAGACCUUAUAGUGUUGAUUUGUAAAUGAAAGCAAGAGGC
This is a messenger RNA of Abrus precatorius (Indian licorice), 2542 nucleotides long. RefSeq lists its product as uncharacterized. The record is from RefSeq and is a predicted model, not a curated record. The transcript is spliced from 8 exons. Gene Ontology annotation, biological process: positive regulation of transcription by RNA polymerase II. Gene Ontology annotation, cellular component: Ino80 complex; NSL complex; MLL1 complex. Gene Ontology annotation, molecular function: G-quadruplex RNA binding; protein binding. NCBI's taxonomy places the organism in Eukaryota, Viridiplantae, Streptophyta, Magnoliopsida, Fabales, Fabaceae. The coding region runs from base 22 to 2514 and encodes 830 amino acids.